UCUGCAGAGCAGGGAGGGGGAGAGCAGGAGGGGAUGGGGAUGCUUACCACCCCUGGUUCGUGGGGGACCUCAGCUCAUGUGGUUCAGGAAGACUGGGGUCCUGAUGGGAAGAAUAUGAGCCUACACAUUUGGUGGCAAAUCUCUCACAGGAACUCUCUUCCAGGGCUAAGUCUGGGCCAGAGGACCCGGAACCCUACAGGAACCCUCCCCAAACCCACCCUCUGGGCUGAGCCAGGCCCUCUGGUCACCUGGGGGAACCCUGUGACCAUAUGGUGUCAGGGGAACCUGGAGGCCCAGGAGUGCCAUCUGUAUACAGAGGGACACAUAGAGCCAUUGGACACACAGAGCCUACAGGAGCCAAGGGACAACAUCAAGUUCUCCAUUGCACACAUGACAAAGGACUAUGCAGGGAGAUACCACUGUUCCUGUCACAGUCCCAUUGGCAGGUCAGAGCCCAGUGACGCCCUGGAGCUGGUGGUGACAGGAGCCCACAGAAAACCUACCCUCUCAGCCCUGCCCAGCCCUGUGGUGGCCUCAGGAGGGAACGUGACCCUCCAGUGUGGCUCACAGGACGGAUAUGACAGGUUCAUUCUGACUAAGGAAGGAGAACACAAGUCCUCCUGGACCCUGGACACACAGCAACGUGCCAAUGGGCAGACCCGGGCUCUGUUCCCUGUGGGCCCCAUGACCCCCAGCCACAGGGGGACCUUCAGAUGCUAUGGCUGUUUCAGAGACAAACCCCAGGUGUGGUCACACCCCAGUGACCCCCUGGAGCUCCUGGUCUCAGGGGGCUCUGGGAAGCCCUCCCUCCUGACCCCGCAGGGCCCUGUCGUGGCCUCUGGACAGAGCCUGACCCUCCAGUGUCGCUCUGCCAUCAGCUACGACAGGUUCGCUCUGGCCAAGGAGGGGGCACGGGACCUCCCCCAGCGCCCUGCCUGGCAGCCCCAGGCUGGGCUCUCGCAGGCCCACUUCCCUCUGAGUGAGGUGAGCAGCCUCCAUGGGGGCCGGUAUAGAUGCUACGGUGGACACAACCUCUCCUCCCUGUGGUCGGCCCCCAGUGACCCCCUGGACAUCCUGGUGGCAGGACAGCUCCCCGACACACCCUCCCUCUUGGUGCACCCGGGCCCCUCGGUGGCCACAGGAGAUAACGUGACGCUGCUGUGUUGGUCAUGGAGUCCGAUAGACACCUUCCUUCUGUCCAAGGAGGGGGCAGCCAAUGCUCCCCUGUGUCUUAGAUCAAAAUACUAUGGUCAGCAGUUUCAGGCCCAAUUCUCCAUGACUCCUGUGACCUCGGCCCACAGGGGGACCUACAGGUGCUACGGCUCACUCAGCAGUGACCCCUACCUGCUGUCACACCCCAGUGACUCCCUGGAGCUCGUGGUCUCAGGGGCAGCAGACACCAUCCGCCCAUCUCAAAACCAGCCAGAUCCCACGAGCGCUUUUCCCCCACAAGACUACACAGUGGGGAACCUCGUCCGGAUGGCCUUGGCUGCCCUGAUCCUGCUGGGCCUCGGGAUUCUGCUCUUCCAGGCUCAACACGGCCAUGGAGGAACCCAAGACGCGGCCAGGAGCUGAGCACAGAGGCCACAGGGCACCGUUCAGAGUGGCAGAGCCUUGGCAAUGACCCGAUGGGCACAGGAGGUUCUGGAAGAGAAUCUGCAGUGUUGUGAGAACUGCCUGCUGAGACCAUGGAGGGAGAGACGGGGUGUGGGUACGGGCGGAGGACUGGGGAGUCCCCGUGCAGGGCUCUGCCUCUGUUACACCGAGGUGCUCUCCUCCUCCACGGACGCCUCUCCCUGAUGGCCUGUCUUCUCUCACAUGGCAGGUUUGGGUCCUCACUAUAUGCACUCAUGUUGUUUCACUUACAUAUAAUAUAUGUUCCUUUAUUUUUAAUUCCACAUUCACUAAUGUGUGUUAUUGACCUUUAUCCAUCCAUCCCAGAACACAGACUCUGUUUUAAUAACUGAAUAAAUGGGUGAAAACAAUCUCCAGUUUGGAAGAUAUAAAUCUAAAAUCACUCCCUAAAACUUUCCCAACAAUCCAUUCUCUCAUCAGAGGACACCUGGUAGAGUUUCUCCAGAAAGAAGAGCGGUUUGGAUGAGUACAGUGGCAUGUGAAGUUGACAGUCAGUGGGUAUGCUGGGAAAACAGCUCUAAAAAUAUAUGAUUUUUCAAAAG
Messenger RNA from Sus scrofa (pig), 2177 nucleotides. It is a transcript of the gene PIGE-108A11.3, whose product is annotated as leukocyte immunoglobulin-like receptor-like. Gene Ontology annotation, molecular function: inhibitory MHC class I receptor activity. Lineage: Eukaryota; Metazoa; Chordata; Mammalia; Artiodactyla; Suidae. The record is from RefSeq and is a predicted model, not a curated record. Gene Ontology annotation, biological process: immune response-regulating signaling pathway; cytokine-mediated signaling pathway. Gene Ontology annotation, cellular component: plasma membrane.